Messenger RNA from Abrus precatorius (Indian licorice), 1240 nucleotides. Its product is annotated as ribosome biogenesis protein TSR3 homolog. Gene Ontology annotation, biological process: maturation of SSU-rRNA. The transcript is spliced from 10 exons. Lineage: Eukaryota; Viridiplantae; Streptophyta; Magnoliopsida; Fabales; Fabaceae. Gene Ontology annotation, molecular function: rRNA small subunit aminocarboxypropyltransferase activity. The record is from RefSeq and is a predicted model, not a curated record. The coding region runs from base 91 to 894 and encodes 267 amino acids.
UAAAAGGGAAAGCAGGGAGUAUUAAGAACAGAACAGCGAGCAAGAUACCGUAGCUGUGAACGAUUUCAGGUUCGUCCGCUUUCGCAGAAAAUGGGUAAUAACAGACAAAGGAAAUUCAGAACUCAUCGCGCUCAAUCAAGUCGACGCCACCAACACUCACUAGAGGACGAUUCUCAAAGCUCUGUUACAGAAGCUGGUGAGGGUGAAGAGGAGGUGGAGCUCACGGAACCUAAAAUAAAGCUUGCAAUGUGGGAUUUCGGGCAAUGCGAUGCCAAACGUUGCACAGGACGCAAGCUUUCCAGACUGGGCUUGCUAAAAGAGUUACGUGUGAGUAAUGGUUUUGGGGGCAUUGUUUUAAGUCCUGUUGGAAAUCAAUGUGUGUCAAGAGAAGAUCACUCUUUAAUCCAAAAGAAAGGAUUGGCUGUUGUGGAUUGUUCAUGGGCACGCUUAGAUGAAGUGCCUUUCGUGAGGCUGCGCUGUACUGCUCCUCGCCUCUUGCCAUGGCUUGUAGCAGCAAAUCCAGUAAAUUAUGGUCGGCCAUGUCAGCUGUCUUGUGUAGAGGCAUUAUCUGCUGCUUUGACAAUAUGUGGGGAAGAAGAAACAGCAAAUUUAUUGCUUGGCAAGUUCAAAUGGGGUCACGCUUUUAUGUCUCUUAAUGGGGAAUUACUGAAGGCCUACUCCAAUUGCCAAAAUAGCGCUGAUAUUAUUUCUGUUCAAAAUGCAUGGCUGUCUCAGGAGAGUCAGAUUCGAAGGGCUCCUACUGAUAAUGAAGUUGCGACACUUGAAAGUGAGGAUAAAAUUCAAAACUCUUCCGAUUCUGAAGAUGGGCUUCCGCCUCUUGAAAAGAACAUGAAUCAUUUGCACAUAGUCAAUAGCGAUGAGGAGAGUGAGUAAACGAGUCUUAAAUAUCUAGCGCAAGAUAUUUUCUCAAGCCAAAGUAAUUUGGAGAUGUUAGUAAUGCAUAAUUGCUUAGUGGCAAAGCUUUUUCGGUUAACAAAGAUGUGUAUUAUUAUCAUCGGGUGGCGCAUAGUUCCUAAUUCUAUCUUCUAUUUCCAUUUAUAAAAUAUUUAAAUAGGAACACGUUAUCGAGUUUUAGCAGGUAGUAAGGUAUACAUUUUCUCAUUAGGUUCUGAAUGUGUGAUUUUUCAUCAUCGUAGUUUCUAGUGUGCAGGCUGCAAGAGUUCUAUCCUGCUGCUCUAAAUUUUACAACAGAAAUAAAAAUUGAAAAUACAUUAGUAUU